AUGUCGUUCAUCGUGAACUGGGUCAGCGACAAGGUUGAGGGAUAUGCAAAGACUGGUAUACAAGCUGGCGGGACGAUGGCAGGGAAUGCCGUUGGAGGGGUGGGGAGUCUGGUGGAGGGCGCGGGCAGGUCUACUGCUGGAGGUGUGACUGGCGGCGUCGGCAGCGUAGCGAACUACAUCAACGGCUACGGCGACACGAUCAAGCGAUCCAUGUCCGCCGAUGGACCCGUAUCUGGCGGUAACAAGACUGCCGUGAAGCCCUCAGCGCCGACCGCGAAGCCUCAAAGCGCACAGAAGGCACUGCCCUCCUCGCAAGGCGCAAAGAAGGCAUUGCCAUCCGCUGGAGGAGCACCGAAAGGGCUACCAGCCGCCUCACAAAAACCAUCCACACCCCGCCCAAACACAGGCAGCAUAUCCAAGCCCACUACCGCCAGUGCAAAGAAACCUCCCACCACCAACGGCGCAGCCCCGCGCUCCGCCCCGGGCGGCCCUCCCUCGAAACCACCCUCCGCCGUCUCCCAGCCCUCCAGCAACCCCGGCAAAGUCACCUCCAGCACAGCGCCGAGCGGGAAGGUGAAGAUCUCGGCGGAGAGCAGACCGAAGCCAGCCGGUGCGAAGACUGCUGCCAGACCUUCGAACGCGCCGAGUGUGAAGCCGAAGGACCCGUUGGGGAUAGAGGGGAAGCCGCAGCAGGGUGGGCAGAAAGGUGGAGGGACGAAGGCGAGUGCGGGGGAUCCGUUGGCGAUUGGGAAUGAUAUUGGGUCGAUUGGGAAGAAGAAGUAG
Saxophila tyrrhenica is the source of this 783-nucleotide messenger RNA. RefSeq lists its product as uncharacterized. NCBI's taxonomy places the organism in Eukaryota, Fungi, Ascomycota, Dothideomycetes, Mycosphaerellales, Extremaceae. The record is from RefSeq and is a predicted model, not a curated record. Bases 1 to 783 code for a protein of 260 amino acids. The transcript has 2 exons.